Molecule: messenger RNA, 561 nt
Organism: Capsella rubella
Lineage: Eukaryota; Viridiplantae; Streptophyta; Magnoliopsida; Brassicales; Brassicaceae
Exons: 1
Coding region: 1-561 (186 amino acids)
Source: RefSeq, a predicted model, not a curated record
AUGAUGAUGAUGAACUUGGUGAAGCAUAAUAAGAAAAAGAAACGGAGAAGAGUGGAUCAAGGAGAGAAAGAGAAACAGAGAAUGAUGAUUCGUAAGGGAAAAAGCAAAAUCAUAGAUGAUGAUGAUGAAGUGAACACAGAUUUGAUCGUGAAGCUCGGAGCAUUCGUCACAACAAGAGAAGACAAAGCUCCUUUGAAACCUUACUAUGGCUUUCAUAGCUACCAAGUUGUGGUCCAUACAGACCAAGGAGAUCCAUACGUAACAAGAGUGGUAAAGGUUUUCGAAGGAGAGAAGUUGGAGUUUAAUAAAGAACUAAGUGUUCCUUUAGAUUCUCCUGCACGUUACCUUUACAUGGAGUUGCUUAGGGUUUCGCCGCAGAACGAUCCUGGAACCUCCAGUGGAACUUUUGUGAUGGGUCGGGCAAAGAUUAAGUUGCCGGCUAGCUGUAAGGCGAUCAAACAUAAAGCCAGCAUCGUUGCUUUGACCAGUGAUCGAUGUGUUGAGGAAAAGGGAACCCUAAAAGUUUCAAUGAAACUCGAUAGAUACGUUGUUAGGCCAUGA